ACUCUCACUUCGUCACUCACACUCACAUUCGAACUUCCUAACUCACACUCAUUCAUAACUGAAUUAACAAACUACUUUUGGAAUAGCAGAAUGAACAUUCAUAAUCAUCAUUACUCGGACGAUGAAGUGAUUCUGGCUUCGUCGAUGCCGAAGAAGAGAGCGGGGAGGAGGGUGUUCAAGGAGACGAGGCACCCAGUGUACAGGGGAGUGCGGAGGAGGAACAACAACAAGUGGGUUUGCGAGAUUCGUGUUCCGAACAACGUUAACAACACAAGGAUAUGGCUUGGAACUUAUCCUACACCGGAAAUGGCAGCACGUGCACACGAUGUUGCUGCUCUUGCGCUUCGCGGCAAGUCCGCUUGCCUCAACUUCGCGGACUCUGCUUCGCGCUUGCAGCUUCCGUCUUCCACCGAUCCGGAGGACAUCAGGAGGGCUGCCGUUGAGGCUGCGGCGGCGUUCGCGGCGGAGGACAGCGCCCAGCAGGAGCAUCAGGAGCAGAGUGUUGGGGAAUGCGUGGUGGUGAUUGAAGAGGAUGUGAACAAGGCUUCUGAAUUUGAGGUUAACGAUGUUCCGGCGGUUUCUGAAUUUGAGGAUUGGCAUGAUUUGGUUAUGAGCAUGGCGGAUGAGCCUCUAAGGUCUCCUCCUCAUCCUGCUUUUGCGAGAGAUGGCAGUAAUGACGUGGAGAUAUUCGAUGUUGGGUUGCCACUCUGGAGUUUCUCCAUUUGAAUAAUUAAGCCCCACAACAUUGAUUAAUUAAGCUUAUCGGAUACAGUAACCACUAGCUUGGUAGUACCUACUGUGUGGAGUACGUGUUGAAACAUGCAUAUGUAACAUACCCCGCCGUUGUAAUUGUAUGAUAAAGUUGAUUACCAUUUUCAUGUGAACUCCAUCUCCAACGGCCCA
Molecule: messenger RNA, 903 nt
Organism: Arachis ipaensis
Lineage: Eukaryota; Viridiplantae; Streptophyta; Magnoliopsida; Fabales; Fabaceae
Product: dehydration-responsive element-binding protein 1E
Biological process (GO): regulation of DNA-templated transcription
Molecular function (GO): DNA binding; DNA-binding transcription factor activity
Source: RefSeq, a predicted model, not a curated record